GAAUAUCUCAAACUUUAUAAAUUAUUAAAAUUUCCAGUGUGAGUACAGACAAAAAGUAAAAACUUAAAGUUGUUUAAUCACGUUCAGUGCUCGAUUGAACGGCAAUGAGAACAGAUUAAAGAUUGAUAGCUACAAAAUAUAAACAAUAAACUCAAUUCUGAGAAUAUUAUAGACAACAGGAAUUUUAUGUAACAAAAAUGUCGUUACUCUUCAUCAUUACAGUCUUGUUAGCUUUCUACUUUACAUACUACCUUUUUCAAAUAAAAAGGGAACGUAAAAAUUGCCCGCCUGGUCCAUUGGGAAAUUACAUUCCAUUCAUUGGUUAUUUACCAUUUUUGAAUCCAGCAAAGCCACAUGAAACUUUACUUGAACUGUCGAAAAAAUAUGGCAAUAUAUUUAGCCUCCAGAUGGGUUCCAUUUUCACCGUCAUUCUUGCUGAUUCUGCUCUUAUUCGAGAGGCAUUUAGACGUGAUGAAUUCAGUGGAAGAGCUCCACUUUUUGUAACUCACGGAAUAUUCAAUGGAUAUGGUAAAAAAAAUAAGGCUUUAAAAAAAAUGUUGAAUGAAAUUUAAUAGAAUAAAAAAAGGUUAAUCAUGUGCAAAUUUUAUGUGUAUUCAGGCUUAAUAUGUACAGAAGGAGAAUUUUGGAAGGAUCAACGAAGUCUCGUUCACAAAUGGUUGCGUGACAUGGGCAUGAUAAAGUUUGGAAUAAAACGGGAGCUCAUGCAAAAUCGCAUUAUGGAGGGAAUUGAUUUAUGCAUACAAGAGAUAGAGAAGCUCCAAUCGCAUAAAAUAAAUCCUCUUAAUAUUUUAAUGGACACUGUUGGAAACAUUGUAAAUGAUUUUGUUUUCGGCAUGAAAUAUGAAUGGAACUCGGAUACGUGGAAGUACCUUAAACAUUUACAAGAGGAAGGUGUCAAGCUUGUUGGGAUUCAUGCUUCUGCGAACUUUUUGCCAAUUUUACGAUUCUUGCCGAGUAACCGACGUAACAUGGAAUUCAUUUUAACUGGAAAAGCAGCAACACAUAAACUUUACGAUGCCAUAGUAGAUAAUUGCGAGAGAGCAUUGGACACUUCCACAGAAUAUCGCGAUUGCAUUCUGAAGAGAUUUUUAUUAGAGAAACGUGACCGAGAACAAAGUCAUGAUGAAUUAGGAAAGAACUGCUCGCGUGAACAACUGAAUCAUUUACUUGCUGACAUGUUCGGAGCAUCAUUGGACACAACUUUAUGUACACUGCGAUGGUACCUAUUACUUAUUGCAAUUCAUCAUGAAUGUCAAGAUAAAAUUUAUGAAGAAAUGAGAAAUUAUGGAAUACGAGAGCGUUACUUAACAGAUGAUAUUGAAAGCUUACCUUAUUUGAAAGCAUCAAUUGCAGAAUCAAUGAGAUUAAAAACCGUAGUUCCAUGUGGAAUCCCACAUGGUAAUACACAACAACAUACCACCCUUGAUGGUUACUUUAUACCGAAAAAUAGUAUGAUUUUACCACUACAAUAUGCCAUUCACAUGAAUGAAAAUUUAUGGCCACAACCACAAACCUUCAAUCCAAAUCGUUUUAUUGAUGAAGAUGGCAAGUUUUUUACAUCUCCAAAUUUCAUUCCAUUUCAAACAGGCAAAAGGAUGUGCCUCGGUGAGGAAUUGGCAAAAAUGUUCUUAAAUCUAUUUGCAGCAAAUAUUCUAUUGAAUUUUAACAUUAAACUGGGACAAGAUAAGGAUGAGCUUGAUUUAUCAGGCAUUUGUGGACUCGCCUUAAGUCCACCUGAAUAUUGUUUGAUUUUUGAAAAACGUUGAAUAAUUUAUUCAAUAGUAAAAUUUAAAAUGCACAAUAAAUAAAAAUAAUUUUUUAAUUCCUUUAAAUA
Molecule: messenger RNA, 1855 nt
Organism: Chironomus riparius
Lineage: Eukaryota; Metazoa; Arthropoda; Insecta; Diptera; Chironomidae
Source: the annotation of a GenBank genome assembly